CACCGCUGGACGCCAGGCCCUCGGGGGAGCCGGCAGAGCGGGAGGAGGAGAGGCGAGGAGACUGAAGCUCCCUCAUGGCCUCGUUCUCAGCGCCGCAUCUGCGGGCUUGGGUUUUCCUUCACGUGCUGUAAUGUCAGUGGCUGACUCACGUUUUUCAAAGGAAGAAAAAAAACCAAAACCAUUUUCUCAGCCUCUUGCCAGGCAGCCGGUCCUGCAUUUCUUCCCUGAAUUGAACAAACCACGCACAGCCUUUCCCUGGCGCUGACACACAACGCCUUUAUCACAACCUGCUGCGUGUAAUGGUGAGCUGGUGCUGCUCUGAAGCACAGGUGAGAUGUAGCAAGAGGAGCAGCCCUGGGAAGUGUCUCUGCAUGAACACACGGAUCUGGGCAGCAGCCAGCAGCUCCCCCACAUUCCUCUUCCCUCCUGCAUUGCCUUCCCCAUGUAUCUCCCUUCCUUCUGUUUCCUUGCCCCUGAUCAAAUCAACCAGCACUUUGAGGUACUUGAAUGAAAACAUCAAAUAGAUAGAGUAUGAAAUCCUGCAAUGAAAUUCUGGUUUUGUAUUUAAAACAACUGUACCUCACAGAGCUCUUGCCUGUAGGAUCCUUGGGUUGCUGUAGCUUUGAGUUGAUACCUGCAGGAACAGCCUUCUAGCCCCACAAAAUCAGACCGCCUUGUCUCAUAACCUUAUUCCAGCAUGACACCUUUACUUAGGAGAUCUGUGAACAGAGAAAUCAAAGCUGCAUGUGAAGCAGGAAAGGAAGGAGGAUGACGUUCUGCUCUGGUUCCACUGUAGCAAGGACCAAGGGGUGAACUGUCUGACUUCCUGUGUAUGUUACUUAAUGAUCAUUUGUCUGUGGUGCCUCACAGACACCUAUUGUCACAUGAACAGUCAUUAAUUCAGCCACUGUCGACAUGAAGCCAAAAGGCAGAAGUCUUACCAAAAAAAUUGCAUCUUAAUUAAUGUGCCAACUCUGAAUAUACACACAGGAACAUCAAUUAGUCAGCUUAGGCUAAAACGAAAAACUGGGCUGUGGAGAAGAGCUGCUGGGAGCUGUGACAGACCCCGAGGGCAGAGGAUUACUAGGCAACUCCUGCAGAUUCUCAUCGAAGACUUUGGCUCAGCCCUGCAGUCAGCACAUGCAGAGCUGUGGGUUCAGCAGCUGAAGAUGGAGGUGCUGCGUCGUUCCUCAGUCUUUGCUGCAGAGGUGAUGGAGGUUUUUGACAGGUCUCCCACUGACAAAGAGCUUGUGUCCCAAGCCAAGGCUCUCUGCAGAGACUACAUAAACUCGAGGCUGAUUCAGGCGGGUGUCAGCUGGAGCAAACCCGAGUACAAUGCCCCAGUGCCUGGGGGUAAGCUGGCCGAGGUGUCCACCAUACUGCUACGACUUGGGGAUGAGCUGGAGUACAUUCGCCCCAAUGUCUACCGGAAUAUCGCCCGCCAGCUGAACAUCUCGCUGCACUCAGAGACUGUGGUGUCAGACGCCUUCCUGGCAGUGGCUGCACAGAUCUUCACUGCAGGCAUAACGUGGGGCAAGGUGGUGUCUCUCUACGCCGUGGCAGCUGGGCUGGCGGUGGACUGCGUGCGGCACGCGCAGCCAGCCAUGGUUCACACCAUCGUUGACUGCCUGGGAGAGUUUGUCCGCAAGACCUUGGUGACAUGGCUGAAAAGGAGAGGAGGCUGGGCAGACAUCACAAAAUGUGUGGUGAAUACUGAUCCCAGCCUUCGCUCCCACUGGCUCGUGGCUGCUGUUUGCAGUUUUGGUCACUUCCUCAAGGCCAUCUUCUUCGUCCUGCUGCCUGAGAGAUGAGUCUGAGUUGUCAAGCACAACUCCCUUGCCCCAUCUUCUCUCCCACUCCAGAAGCAACCAGAAGCAACUGGAGAAGUAAUUCCAGACUGGUAAUGAAAAUCUCUGAAGAGGAGGAAGAGAAGAACUGGGACAAAAAAAUAAAAAGGCUCCUCUCCCAUCAAGUGGGAGCAGAUGAUCAACCAUGGUCUCCUAUUUGCAGCCACACGAGCCUCUCUCACCAUUAAUCCUUCCAAGAAUCUUGUUUCCCUGGGUAACUUGCAUGUGUGGCCUAGAUGUAGCUGGUCCCUGGGCACGCUGAUGGCAGCUGUGUGCAGUGUGGGACUGUCAGAUGGCUGCUCCUUACGGCUGUGUUGCAUGCUUAUGCUAGCACCAGGCAGAGGGGAGGAGGAAGGGAAUAUUAUUUGAAAUGGGAUUAGAAAGUAGGAGAGGGGAAGAGUCCCUCCUUCACUCCAUGUGAUUUCCCUUUCAGUCCUCAGACUUGCCUUGUGUUGAUUCUUGUUGUUACAUUUGUGCUUAAACUUCAUCUCCUCCUUUAUCCCUAACUCACUUGCUGGGCUCUGCCCCAGCAGAGCAUGGUGGGUUUUUUAUUAAGAUAAAACCAAAUAAUCUGUCAACAGUUGCUUCUCCCUGACAUGUCUUGGAGAUUGGUCUGAGUAGCUGUGAGGGGCAGGAUGAGAGGGCAAAGUGUGUUUUGUUGACCCCUCUCACUGCCCUUACCCAGUCAAACAGGAGAGCAAGGGGCAAUCCCUUCAAGCAACAACUUGAGAUGGAAUUUCAUCAUGAAAAAAACUGGUUUUGCCCCUGAGAUUCUGUCAGAGCUAAGCAUGUAAGUAGGAAAGGCUGAAAUAGAGAAGCAGUAAGUGAACUGACUGGCAUGGUAAAAGCAGUGAGCUGUGCUGAAAAUAGCUGAUGUAUGUUUCUCCUUUAAUCUCUUUCAAGUACAAUUCCUAGUCUUCUUUGUGGCAAACAAUAAAGGAAAACAAGUGGUAUUUCACUACUGCAAAGGUUAUUGUAUUUGUUUCCAGACCAGAGUUAACAAUUCCAAAAAAGGCCAGAACAGUGCAGAGACAAACACUCCAACCAUGCUAAAAAUACUUCAGCUUUUCCCCUGGUAGAGCAUGUUAACAUGUUAAAAGUACAACUUGCCUGGUUCAUGCCUGGAAUUUAACCCAUGUUGUUGCCAUGUCAGAAACAUGCUGUUUCUACCAACAGAUGCAGGGCCUCCCUGACAUCAUCAGGGAAAGGCUGUGGAGCUUCUGCUCUGCCAAGCCUCCUGGAGACUCCCUGCUCAGUGCCCUGCUCCCUAAAGUGUGGCACUAGGCACAGAAAAAAAAAAAAAACAAAAAAACGAGGAUUAAGAACAUAUGGCACUCUAAGGGGUUUUUUUUUGUAUUUUUUCCCUGAUUUCCCUCCCAAACAUUUAGAGGGGCUUUUACUCUCCCUCCAGGAGUUACAAAGGGGUCUGAGAAUAAAGCAAAACCUUUACUUUUGGGUACUAUCUGUGGGCCAGGUCUGUACUUACAGUUAGUGCUGUGCUCUGACCAGCAGAAACCUUAGCAGAGGAUGUGUAGGAGUUAGAUCCUUGCACAUUCCUGUUUUUUCUGCUCUAGCCUUUUGCACUUUGGCUGAUGCCUUGGCAUGUAGGGGCCGGGCCCAGCUUUACCCCUAGUGCUACACCCCCAGUGAAGAGUGCUGUGCCAGUUUGGUCUAGGAGUACAUUUUCAGUAAUAAAUCAAUUCUUGUGGAUUAAAGCCCUUCAAGUGCAACCUCUCCCAUUCCCAGUCUUUCAGCAGAAACAGUCACUGGGAAGGAGAGAGCCUCCCAUUCCACAUCAGAGCUGUGUGCUGCCUUGGACAGUGGCUGGGGAGACUUUGGGCUGGGUUAUAGUGAUGAGGUUGCCAAUGUAGAUGCAGCUGAUGGUGCCAUGAAGUUGGGGCAUUUUUAUGUGAGUAAAGCUUGCAUCAGUUCCCCAGAUAAAACCAAAUUGUCAGAGGAAUGUUUAAAUUUUUUUAAAAUUUCCUGAUAUAUUGACAUUAGGGGUUUUGCUGGCAUCACUUACUGUUAGGAUUUUCUUCCUUAGAUUCUUGGUAGAUCUGGCUAUGGAAAUUUAGAGCAGGUACAGAACACAGGGGGAACUACACUAACCACCUUUGAGCAGCAGGGAGAGGAUCCCUUCCAGUCUGCAACAGAGGCACUAAAAGCUUUAUAAUCCAUAGCAGAGGGGGUACAGAUUUGUUGUCCUAAAGGAGCUGGUGGAAAAGAAGACUUUGGAUUUCUGGAAAUACCCUGGCUGUGUGCAGACUUUGACUUGGACAGUUUCACAGGUCAUCAAGUCCAGCUUGCCUUGUAUCUCAUGGAGUGAAUGGGAGUUACUGGAGCAGCAGAGUUUGACACUGGGACUGGCAAGACCUGUCUCAAUUUAGAUGCUGUUUUGAAAUUUAAUACUUAAGGCUAUGGUUGUUGGGGUUUUUUUCCGUAAACAAGUGAUAUCAGAGGAUCUAUUAAGGAACAUGAAGAGUUAAAUGCACCAAUUAAGUGGAUUUAACAAGAAGAUAAUGACAAGCCAAAUAAAGCAGCAUUGCUGGAAAGGAAUGUGUGUGGGUGGGAAGGGGGUUACAAGAGGCAGACAAAGGCUCAGCCUGGAAACUGCUGAUAAUGAAGAGAUGGUGGAGCUCCCCUCGAAUAGGUUUCAGACUUCUCUGGCUUCUGUCUGUCUUCUUGCAUUUAGUAGUCUCUGCAAAAUCAAUACCAGAUCUGAAGUGUGCUGCUCACCUUGCACUUGGUGUUAAAGGAGGGUCCUUCAACCCUCCUCACUUCUGUAAUAACCACAUCAACACCAGCCUCAUCACCAAAAUAAACAACAAAGCAAAAAGAAUUGCACACACCGCGGCGCAUUUAGGAACUGACAGUAUUGAGCAUGAUACAGACAAGAGUUUAUGUCAUGUUCAGUCCUAUCUGUAAUAUUUAGUCAUUUUGGAGUACUUCCAGGGGUCCUUUACAAUCUCAGCUAUUCUGGGGCUCUGUGAUUUUUCUAUUCCCUCUUCUCUUUUCACCAGUCCUACCUGAUGGGAGACAUCAGGGUUGGUUGUUUAUCACCCUAAUAAACAUUUUCCUUUUAAAUGA
This is a messenger RNA of Cyanistes caeruleus (blue tit), 4934 nucleotides long. RefSeq names its product BCL2 family apoptosis regulator BOK (gene BOK). Gene Ontology annotation, biological process: extrinsic apoptotic signaling pathway in absence of ligand; intrinsic apoptotic signaling pathway in response to DNA damage; release of cytochrome c from mitochondria. NCBI's taxonomy places the organism in Eukaryota, Metazoa, Chordata, Aves, Passeriformes, Paridae. Gene Ontology annotation, cellular component: mitochondrial outer membrane. The record is from RefSeq and is a predicted model, not a curated record. Gene Ontology annotation, molecular function: BH domain binding.